This is a messenger RNA of Anoplopoma fimbria (sablefish), 2249 nucleotides long. It is a transcript of the gene yif1b, whose product is annotated as Yip1 interacting factor homolog B (S. cerevisiae). The record is from RefSeq and is a predicted model, not a curated record. Lineage: Eukaryota; Metazoa; Chordata; Actinopteri; Perciformes; Anoplopomatidae. The transcript is spliced from 8 exons. Gene Ontology annotation, cellular component: Golgi membrane; endoplasmic reticulum membrane; endoplasmic reticulum-Golgi intermediate compartment. Gene Ontology annotation, biological process: endoplasmic reticulum to Golgi vesicle-mediated transport. Bases 147 to 1061 code for a protein of 304 amino acids.
CAGACAAACACCAAUCAGACUACCUAAUUGAAAACACAUUUGGGAUUUUAGCAGAUCACAGCAGCGCUAGCCAAGUACCAUUAAUCUGGGCCAAGAAAACGUGGAGAAGAAAGUAAUGAAUUGUGUUCUGCACAUCUACUUGAGACAUGAAAGUGGAGGGCUUUUCUCUGCUGAAAGCACCGACAGCACCUAAUAUGCGUCUAAGGAACAACUCUGAGGAUGGCUUAGAUGGCAGCCAGCUGUUUGAGGAUACGAGUGGAGCUGCACGUGGACUACAGACAGGUAACCAGCCGGCCAGGCCUCAAGCAGCGGGAUUUCCUGCCCAGUCCAUCCUGUCAGACCCCAUGUCUAACCUGGCCAUGGCAUAUGGCAGCUCACUGGCAUCCCAGGGCAGGGAAAUGGUGGACAAGAAUCUGGACAGGUUCAUCCCAAUUUCUAAGCUGAAAUAUUACUUUGCUGUGGAUACGAUCUACGUUGGGAAGAAGCUUGGCCUUCUAGUUUUCCCUUACAUGCACGAGAACUGGGAGGUGAGCUACCAGCAGGACACUCCUGUGGCUCCACGCUUUGAUGUGAACGCUCCUGAUCUCUACAUUCCCGCCAUGGGCUUCAUCACAUACGUCCUGGUGGCUGGACUGGCCCUCGGCACACAGAACAGGUUUUCUCCAGAGCUGCUGGGAGUUCAGGCCAGCUCAGCGUUGGUGUGGUUGAUCAUGGAGGUCCUGGCGGUCCUGCUGUCGCUCUACCUUGUGACCGUUAACACUGACCUAACGACCAUUGACCUGCUGGCCUUUUCUGGCUAUAAAUAUGUUGGGAUGAUUGUUGGCGUAGUAACAGGCCUGUUGUUUGGGAGACCAGCGUACCAUCUCUCUCUACUUUGGUGCUGUGCCGCCAUCUUUGUCUUUAUGAUCAGGACCCUGCGUCUGAAGCUGUUAUCCGAGGCGGCGGCGGAGGGGAGACUGGUGAGAGGAACCAGAAACCAGCUGAGGAUGUACCUCACCAUGUCUAUAGCGGCAGCACAACCCAUCUUCAUGUACUGGCUGACCUACCACCUCGUCAGAUAAAACCCACACACUCACUGCGUAAAUGAACUUUUCUGUCUGAAUGCCCUCGUAACCACCUUAAAAUCUCAAGAAUACACACACACACACACACAUAUAUCAAAGGAGCUGGACUUGGAUGAAACACAACAACCACAGAUGUUUGCAAAAUAUCCCAUCACUUCACAGACAUUGAGACUCCACACCUUGUAUACAUGGAGCAAAAAACAACAACACAUGCUACAAGAUUAGGAGAGGAAGUGAGGCACUACUGCCUUUUCUCUCACAGCACAGCCCUGUGUCGUUAGUAUUGCCUUUUUUUGUCCUUUUUUUUAUGUAAUGUCUUCGAUGUUUAAAGAUGUCUAGCAAAAGUAAGUGGCUUUAAGUUGGUUUUCUAUACUUUGUAAUUAUUUGUUAAUUAUGUUUUUUACUAAUAUUUAAGAAUGUUUGUGAAAGCAAAAGUGUUAUUUCAGAUGUUGCUCUGGUCUGAUAUUUCACGUGAUUUUUCUGAGCCGACUGAAGAAAGCACACUAACCUCAUACAAACCGUCCAUUUAAUGACAAGAAAUAAGUCUAAUCCAGGUUUGAAAGUUUCUCUGCUUUGAUUUUUGACAAAUGUUUACUUCAUGGUGGAGAGAAAUACCUGUUCUCUUAUAAUUGGAUCUGGAAACAAGGGUAAUCUAUCUGGUGUAUCAGUGUGGGUGUAGUAACCCCUCAGUUUUAUCCAUUUCAUCAUUUUGUAUGUGCUUUGAUACAUGUAUGAGCUUUGCUGCCUGACAAUUCUUGAAUAGAAACAUCAUCUGUUUGUAAGCCAAGACAUGAGGCUGUAGACCUCGCAAUUAAAAUAUUGACUUAACUUUGAUAUCCUUUUUAAAAACCAAGUAAAUUAUUCAGUGCUUUUCAUAUUGAAAGAUGUAAUGAAAGUGGAGAGAUGGUUUGUUCUGUGAAAAUGGUUGAGUCUCUGAGAUACUUGAAAUAUGUCAGAAAUUAUUUCAUGUGCUUUAAUGUGCUUAUGAAUCAUUUAAUGUCACAGCUUUUUUUUCUUUUUUUUUAUGUUGCCUAUGUCUGCUCAAACCAGGGUAGGAAUUACAUUUAUUUAAAUAAAUUCAGGAAGCUAUUCAAAAUUCAGGAUUGUAGCAUUUUCCCUAAAACGCAUAAUUAUUGAAGAAUGCUUUUUCUCAGUCAACUGAGAUGCCAAUAAAACUUUUUUCAA